GCGGGUAAUGGUGUGGACUGUGUGGGUCGUGGCGGAUCCGCUUCUCCAGUUGUCUCCCCUCCCCGACUCUCCUUCUUCCCUCCCUUUCCCUCCCUCGGCGGCUGUCGCUCGCCGGUUGCGGACUCCCUGACCCUUCCCUAAUCCCCUCCUGACCUCGGUGCCACAGGAUCGUACUCCUUUUCCUGUUUCCCGAUCCAGCCCCGGUGUCAGGGCGGGGGGCCUUAAGGAGUCAGAGGCGCCGCAGUUGAGGAGAGAAAGGACGACGACGACCCUCAACUCACCAGCCAGACCGCUGGUUCGCCGCCGCCAUGGCAAUGAGGCAGACGCCGCUCACCUGCUCCGGCCACACGAGACCAGUGGUUGAUUUGGCCUUCAGUGGCAUCACGCCUUAUGGCUAUUUCUUAAUCAGCGCUUGCAAAGAUGGUAAACCUAUGCUACGCCAGGGAGAUACAGGAGACUGGAUUGGAACAUUUUUGGGUCAUAAGGGUGCUGUUUGGGGUGCAACACUGAAUAAGGAUGCCACCAAAGCAGCUACAGCAGCCGCAGAUUUCACAGCCAAAGUGUGGGAUGCCGUCUCAGGAGAUGAAUUGAUGACCCUGGCUCAUAAACACAUUGUCAAAUCUGUGGAUUUCACUCAGGAUAGUAAUUAUUUGUUAACUGGGGGACAGGAUAAACUGUUACGCAUAUAUGACUUGAACAAACCUGAAGCAGAACCCAAGGAAAUCAGUGGUCACACCUCUGGUAUUAAAAAGGCUCUGUGGUGUAGUGAUGAUAAACAGAUUCUAUCAGCUGAUGAUAAAACUGUCCGCCUUUGGGAUCAGGCUACUAUGACAGAAGUGAAAUCUCUAAAUUUUAAUAUGUCUGUUAGUAGUAUGGAAUAUAUUCCUGAGGGAGAGAUUUUGGUUAUAACUUAUGGACGAUCUAUUGCUUUUCAUAGUGCAGUAAGUUUGGAGCCAAUUAAAUCCUUUGAAGCUCCUGCAACUAUUAAUUCUGCAUCUCUUCAUCCUGAGAAAGAAUUUCUUGUUGCAGGUGGUGAAGAUUUUAAACUUUAUAAGUAUGAUUAUAACAAUGGAGAAGAAUUAGAAUCCUACAAAGGACACUUUGGCCCUAUUCACUGUGUGCGAUUUAGUCCUGAUGGAGAACUCUAUGCCAGUGGUUCUGAAGAUGGAACAUUGAGAUUGUGGCAAACUGUGGUAGGAAAAACAUACGGCCUUUGGAAAUGUGUGCUUCCUGAAGAAGAUAGUGGUGAACUGGCAAAGCCGAAGAUCAGUUUUCCAGAGACAACAGAAGAAGAGCUAGAAGAAAUUGCUUCGGAGAAUUCAGAUUCCAUCUAUAGUUCAACUCCUGAAGUUAAGGCCUGAAUCAGACAUAUGCCACAGAUAGUAUAAACUUACGGACUAAAACAAGCAAGCAGAGAAGAGCAUCAGCCUUUCAGAGAGUUACUCUUUGCAUAAGGCAAACAUAGGCAGUAAAUAAUGGGAAUAUGAAUUAGCUCCAGUGUUGGAACUAACUAACUUGGUGUUACCUGUAAGUGAAAACUUUUGAGUAUCAGAAGAAGGCAGAUGGAGUAAUUCGCUUGUAGUAAUGACCAGCUUACUGUCUUUUUGAAUGCAUAUGUGUAAGCCAACAUUCAAUUUCUCUUAUUACAAUUAGAUUUCUUGUAGCUGUUUAUGUUAUUAUGGAGAAAAAAAUAUGUAAUGGCCUAUUUUUCUCACAUUUCCCUUAAAGGAGAAAGCCUUUUUUGCUUUAGUUGUAAAGAAGAGGGAAUACGUGAUAAAGUAACUGGUUUGAUUUCUCUUUCAUUGUAUACUGCUUCUGAACAUCUCAUUGUUUUUAGUUAUCUAAAUAAAAUGUCUCUAAAACAAGACGAUGUUUUGUUUCUUGUGAAAAAUUGAUAAUUUGAAUUUUAUGAAUGGAAGUAGCCAGAAAGUUUUUUCUGUAUUAUAACUAUAUCAAAUUGAGUGCACAUUAAUGCACUCUGUUCUUGGUCUUUAUACAGAAAAUAAUGUUUUUAUAAAAAUGGGAUAAAUGUAGACCUGCAUUGUCUUAAGUAUUCAUAUUUUUUUCUUCAUCAUUUAAGUUGAGGUAGCAUUCAGAAAUCUUUUUUGCUAACCAUUUAAUAAAUUGGGUCAACUCUAUACUUGUAAUUCAUUUUUUAUAAUAGGGGUUAUUACUCAUAAUUUAUAAAUACUUCAGACAAAUUAAUAUAUCUGCCAAUUUUAUUUUUCUCUCCUUACUCAUCUUGUGAAUGACUCCUGAUAAUUUUCCUUAGGAAAAAAAAUCAGGACCAAAGACUGAGGUUAGAUUUGAGGAUUUUUGUGGUUAUCAGAAGAAAGCACUGUAAACUACAGCCCUUAGACAGGGCCAAGAGAGGUAGGUACGUCAUAGGGGGAGCACAUGGGGUCUCAUAGGGUGUUGUACUUUUGUGUCUACUUGCUACAUGUCUGGUCCUCUGCUUUGUAGCAUAUUUCUAAUCAGAGUCUGACUUACCAUAAAUAAAGUUGAGAUUUCUAUGCA
Molecule: messenger RNA, 2517 nt
Organism: Choloepus didactylus (southern two-toed sloth)
Lineage: Eukaryota; Metazoa; Chordata; Mammalia; Pilosa; Megalonychidae
Product: serine-threonine kinase receptor-associated protein
Exons: 10
Coding region: 309-1361 (350 amino acids)
Biological process (GO): spliceosomal snRNP assembly
Cellular component (GO): SMN complex
Molecular function (GO): RNA binding; protein binding
Source: RefSeq, a predicted model, not a curated record